This is a messenger RNA of Alosa alosa (allis shad), 2682 nucleotides long. RefSeq names its product proline-rich extensin-like protein EPR1. The record is from RefSeq and is a predicted model, not a curated record. Lineage: Eukaryota; Metazoa; Chordata; Actinopteri; Clupeiformes; Clupeidae. The coding region runs from base 4 to 2682 and encodes 892 amino acids. The transcript has 3 exons.
GACAUGAAAAAGUUUUUGAGCACUGGCAAUGAGACCGUAAUGGCUUCCAUCAUUGAACUUUUUCAGAGGUCUUUUCAAAGGCCUUCAGCACCACCAUCCUUCUUGCGACUGUUCCUGAUCGCUAGUGACCAGAAGAUUUCACCUACUGCUGCUCAGAAGCUGGUGAUUCACAUGGAGACAGUGACUUCAGUCUUGAAACUGGUGUUGAUGCAGAUAUACUCAGUGAAGGACAAAGAAUUUACAUUUGAAGCCUAUAAUUGGCCACUGGCAGAGCAUGUGAUUGACAGACUGUCCCUUUCUGGUGUGAAAGUCACCAAGAAGAAAAGUAAAGUGAAUUGUUAUUUCAACAUGAAUGAGGUAAUUUGUAUGGUGAACACCAUCUGUAAGGACCUAUUGACAAUGUAUUGCAACAUGAAAUCUCUCAUGGAGGCAUUAUCCAUUAAGAACAGGAUGGUGUCCAGAGACAUUGGUCGUCUGGUGUCUCUUCAACAUGAGAUGGUAUGCCGUAAUAGGAAAAUGGACACACCACCAGUUUUGCUGCCACCUUGCCCUCACCUUGAAAAUGUCGUAUGUGGUGUAGUGGCCAGAUUUGUCCAUGUCCUUGUCCCAGUGACUAUGAAAGAUAAGGAAGACCUGAUACUAUGCCUUCUACUGGUGGACCAGAUUCGUUUCCUCACCGAAGUGACACUUUUCCAAUCCCAGGAAACACUUUCUCUUGCCUGUCACCUCAAAGAACUCUCAUCAGAUACGAUCGUACAGCUAGGUGACAUGGUUUACAAUCAGUAUAUAGAGUCCUUCCCUUUGUAUGAAGUCCAGGAGCAAUUGCAUACAUUAGUGAUGGAUAAACAUCAGAGCUAUAUGAUCAGUACCAUGAUUAUUACAACUCUGCGGGAUUAUGUGAAACUGUGUUAUAACAUCUCAUGUGAGGAACAUAAGGAGGCACCUACUUCAAGUUCACUACUGCCACCUCCAGGGUUCUCUACACCUGACGCAUCACCUGUAGUUAGACCACCCCUAGGGCUCGCUCUGCCUAAAACAUCACCUGUAGUGAAACCACCUCUGGGUUUUACUGUACCUGAAGCCACAAUGAAGCCACCUCCUGGAUUCUGUUUACCUGACGCAUCACCUGUAGUGAAGCCUCCACCUGGGUUUGCUCUACCUGACGCCUCAGCCACAGUGAAGCCACCACCUGGUUUUGCUCUACCUCAAGCAUCACCUGCAGUGAAGCCACCUCCUGGUUUUGCUGUGCCGUACACAUCACCUGUUGUGAAGCCUCCUCCUGGUUUUGCUGUACCCUACGCAUCACCUGUAGUGAAGCCUCCUCCUGGUUAUGCUGUACUGUACGCAUCACCUGUAGUGAAGCCACCUCUGGGUUUUACUGUACCUGACACAGCAGUGAAGCCACCUCCUAGAUUCACUCUACUUCAAGCAUCACCUGCAGUGAAGCCUCCUCCAGGUUUUGCUCUACCUAAUGCAUGCCCUGCAGUUAGGCCACCCCCUGGGUUCAAUCUGCCUGAAACAACACCUGCAGUGCGACCACCUCCUGGGUUUGCGCUGGCUGAUGUCUCACCUGCAGUGGAGCCACCUCCUGGUUUUACUGGACAGGACGCCUCACCUGCAGUCAGACCACCCCCAGGAUUUAUUCUGCCUAAGACAUCACCUGCAGUGCGACCACCUGCUCGGUCUGCUCUGCCUGACCCUUCACCUAUAGUGAAGUCACCUCCAGGGUUUUCUAUUCCUGACGCCUCACCUGCAGUCAGACUACCCCCAGGGUUUACGCUGCCUAAAACAACACCUGCAGUGCGACCACCUCGUGGGACUGUGCUGGCUGAUGUCUUACCUGCUGUGAAGCCACCUCCUGGUUUUGACCUACUUAUUGCAUCAACUGCUGGUGUGCGUCCACCUCAACAGUUUGCUCAUUCUAAUGCCUCAGCCACAGUGAAGCCACCUCCUGGAUUUGCUUCACCUAUAGUGAAGCCACCACCCAAGUUCCCUCUGCCCGACGCCUCAUGUCCAGUGUGGCCACCUUCAGGGUUUACGCUUCCUGACAUCUCAGCUGCAGUUGAGCAACCUCCAGGGUUCUCUCUACCUGUCACAUCACCUGUGGUAAAGCCACCACCUGGGUUUGCUGUGCCUAUCACAACACCUUCAGUACGGCCACCUCCAGGGCUUCCGCUUUCUAACACCACACUGGUAGCGAAGCCAUCACCUGGAUUUACUCUACGUGAUACUUCAGCUGCAGUUCGACUGCCUCCUGGAUUUACAGUACCAGAUGCCUUAGCUGCAGUCCGACCACCUCCUGAGUUUGUUCUACCUGAGGCAUCACCUGCAGUGAAGUCUCCUCCUGGGUUGUUUCUUCCAGAUGCCCCACCUGUAGCACAGCCCCCACCUGGGUGUCUUGAAAUGUCACCUGAAAUGUGCUCAGAAGUUCCAUAUAGGGAAAUGGAGGAUGAGGCUCAAGAUAUUGAAAAACAUCAUCAGUGUACUCAAGACACUGCAUUGACUGUAACAUCAAAUGACUCAAAUGACCAGAAUCAAGCUGCACUGCCAUCUGAGAGAGUCAAGUCCACCAAGAAGAAGGGACUGAAAGGCUUUCUUCAGAAGAUAAGGAGGGCAUUUAGAUUUUGUGCACCCUCCAGUGACAUAGAGGGACGCAACAUAAACUUCUGUAGAAAUCACUAA